Messenger RNA from Phycomyces blakesleeanus NRRL 1555(-), 723 nucleotides. RefSeq lists its product as hypothetical. The coding region runs from base 7 to 618 and encodes 203 amino acids. Gene Ontology annotation, molecular function: structural constituent of ribosome. The transcript has 4 exons. The record is from RefSeq and is a predicted model, not a curated record. Gene Ontology annotation, biological process: translation; maturation of SSU-rRNA from tricistronic rRNA transcript (SSU-rRNA, 5.8S rRNA, LSU-rRNA). Gene Ontology annotation, cellular component: cytosolic small ribosomal subunit; ribosome. Lineage: Eukaryota; Fungi; Mucoromycota; Mucoromycetes; Mucorales; Phycomycetaceae.
AUCACUAUGGGUAUCAGCCGUGAUUCUCGCCACAAGCGCAGCGCCACAGGUGCCAAGCGUGACCAAUACAGAAAGAAGAGAAAGUUUGAGUUGGGUCGCCCCCCAGCCAUGACCAAGCUCGGUGGUAGACGCAUUCACGUCGUUCGCGUUCGUGGUGGCAACGUCAAGCACAGAGCUCUUCGUCUUGAGUCUGGCAACUUCUCUUGGGGUUCCGAGGGUAUUGCCCGCAAGACUCGUGUUUUGACUGUGGUAUACAACGCCUCCAACAACGAAUUGGUCCGCACAAACACCCUUGUCAAGGGCGCUGUUGUCCAAAUCGAUGCCACUCCUUUCCGCCAGUGGCAUGAGGCACAUUAUGCUUCCUCCCUUGGUAAGAAGAAGGCCACCACUGAGGAGGUUGCUGUUGAGAAGAAGUCCAACAGUGUUCAGAAGAAGAUUGCCGCUCGCCAGGCCGAUGCUGCUGUCGAUCCUCUUCUUGAUGAUCAGUUCACCGCUGGUCGUUUGUACGCUGUCAUUGCUUCCCGUCCUGGUCAGUCCGGUCGUUGUGAUGGUUACAUUCUUGAGGGCAAGGAACUUGAAUUCUACGUUAAGAAGAUCAAGUCCAAGAAGCAGCAUUAAGGAACUUGGCUAAGCUACUAAAAUACACACACUUGUGUAUCUUGCGCAUUAUAGCUGGCUUUAAAAAUAAAUAAAUGUUGUUUAAGCAAGAGCUACCCUUAAGUC